This is a messenger RNA of Schistocerca piceifrons (Central American locust), 5793 nucleotides long. Its product is annotated as AT-rich interactive domain-containing protein 5B-like. The coding region runs from base 1 to 2919 and encodes 972 amino acids. NCBI's taxonomy places the organism in Eukaryota, Metazoa, Arthropoda, Insecta, Orthoptera, Acrididae. The transcript is spliced from 8 exons. The record is from RefSeq and is a predicted model, not a curated record. Gene Ontology annotation, molecular function: transcription cis-regulatory region binding. Gene Ontology annotation, cellular component: nucleus. Gene Ontology annotation, biological process: regulation of transcription by RNA polymerase II.
AUGUCUAACAACAGCUGCCAAGCGGAACUAGGGCAGGACGAGGUGCUGGCCAUCUCGGAGAAGGUGGUGCUGCGGGCCGCGGACCUGCUGGAGCGCAUCAUCACGGAGGAGGCGCGCUGGGAGCGCGGCCUGAGCGCCGUGUACCAGCCGGGCUGCCCGCCGCCCGCGCCGCCCCUCCUCGUCUCGCGCACCGUGCUCGACUUCCAGGACGUCAACCGCGAGAAGCAGGCGCUCGGCUCGCCGGACGAGGAGGAGUGCGCCGUGGUGGUGUUGAGCUUCCCGCGCUACUGCCGCUACCGCGGCAUCCUGAAGCGGCUGGAGGGCGUGGCCAGCCAGUGGCUGCACAACGCGCUCGUCGUCGCGCUGGGCGGCUUCGCCGUGCCGCGCCGCAACACGCGCGUCCUCUUCUGCAAGGACACCUUCGACUACCCGGACCUCGAGGGCCACGAGCUGCUCUGCAACCAUCUGGCGCCAAAUUUGAAAGGACGGCCAAGAAGAAAACGAAAAAAGCGCAGCCUGUCACCCGGUGGCUCCGAAUCAAAUGAGUCGGAGUCAUCACUGUCCACCGUAUCAUCCUCAGCAACAAGGGGGCGGCCUGGUGUGAGGAAUGGGAUAGCAGACCCUGGCCGCGCGCUGGCUGUGACGAGGCGCAGCGGCCGCCUGGCCUCAUCGCCUGAGGAGCGGGACUUCCUUGCCAAGCUGCACAGCUUCAUGAGGAUGCGCGACACUCCCAUCUCCAGGGUGCCCCACCUCGGCUUCAAGGAGAUUGAUCUCUUUGCAUUCUUCACUAAAGUCCAGAAACUGGGAGGCUAUAAUGCUGUAACUGCCAACAAGAUGUGGAAGCCAAUCUAUGAUGAAUUAGGUGGUGACCAAGGCAACACAAGUGCAGCCACUUACACAAGGAGACAUUACGAGAGGUUAUUGUUGCCUUAUGAGAAAAGUGUGAAAGAAAUUCCAAGCAAACAGGCCAGUAACCGACAACUUGUUAAACUUAAAGCUAUAAAACCAGCUGAGAAGAAGGAAGUGACUAUUGUACAAAGCAAGCAGACUGACACGAAGAAUGCCAUUACAAAUGGGAACCGCAGUGAUAAGGCUGCAGCAGAUGUGAAGUCCUCUUCUUUGAGAAGUACACGUCCAAAAUCAGAGAAGUCACAGGAUGCUCCUGGCACUACUACUAACACAACAGAGCCUGCCCCACAAGGCAAAGAGAACAUUCCAGUGCCCAACAAACCGGAGAGACCUGCCACUGAUGUAAAAUCCGAACAGCCGAGCAAAGCAGCUGAGCCUGAAAUCAUAGACUUGGUUUCCGACCAAGACUCACCGGUGAAGAUUGGCAAGACUCCUGUGCCGGCACUGAAGAAGCGCAAACUGGAGAUCCUGAAGGAAGGUGGCCUGGAGGUGACUGCCAUUUCUUCCAGUGUGCCGGAAGCCACGGUCGGCUCAAUAACGAUUGUACCGGAGCGGCGGCCGUCAGUGAUACAGCACGCGGCACCGGUGCCGUCAGCCGAGAACCAGGUGUCAAUAACAGUGACUCCUGAUGUCAGCCACAUGAUAGAGAUGGCCAGCUCACCAAACACAGACUCAGCCUCUACGCCAUCUCCAUCGCCCAACUACGAGUCUGCAGGUACUGCCACCGGAGCUGCCAGCUCGCUCAACAGCCACCGUUACCUGCCCGAACUCAAGAUACCUUCAGUGCAGAAUCUUUAUGGCAGCAUGUCAUCUCCUCCUCCAGCAUCCUCAUCUGCACAUUCCAGCAGUUCUUGUGAUAGCUGGACGCCUCCAAAAGUCGUGCAGUCACGCUCCAUCUAUGCACGCUCAGAGACUGUCAUCUAUGGUGACCCCAAGGACGAGAUAGAACACCCCAAAUACUACGUCCCUGGACGUGUGCCUCCGAGGCCACUUAUACCGACCGAAGUCCUAGACCUGAGGAAGAAGGGUUCUGAGAAACCAAUUGUGACUGUGAGCCGUAUCCCCAAUGCAGACCCUCCUUUUUCUGGACUGAGUACUCACAGCAGACCAUCUCCAAAGCUGAACAACGGCCCCCAAUUCUCUGUAAUUGGUGGGCGGCACAUUGUUGGCUCCAAUUUGGAAAUCACUGUAGUCGAUGUGCCAAAAACCCCCGUGCAGCCCCAACCUAGACAAACCAGUCAGAGGAACACACAAUCCCAAAAGAAAGGUGCAUCUCAGAAAUCCACGUCAUCCAAAACGAACUCUAAAAGUGAGAACAGUAGGCAGAAUUCUGCAAGCGACUCUCACAAGAGGAACAGUAGUUCUACCUUCAAUGCAGCCCAGCUUAUAAUACCGAACCCGUACCUGUCGUCUACUGCAAACGGACGCAAAAACGUUGCCGAACUAGCCAGAGUUCGAUCACAGCAGCAGCAGCAGCAGCAGCAACAGCAACAGCAGCAGCAGCAGCAGCCACAACAGAACCACCACCAGCAGCAAGCACAACAAAACCAUCAGCAGCAGGUGCAACAACAGCAACACUCAGUAAGGCAACAACACAAAAAGAAUGUGAACUCAUCUGAAGACUCUGUGUCGUACUUGCCUCCCAGCGUACAAGGCUGCAGUGUUUCCAGCUAUCCACCACAUGCCGAGUCAGUGAGUGGAAGCACAGCCAAAUCUCCUCCCUAUUUGCCAAUUGUCGACCCUAUGUACUACCAGUCGGUGUUUGGUGGAAGGACUCCUGCAUUGUUUUCAGCGGGCCUCUUGCCACGUGUGCAGUCGUCGGCAUCGACGCCGGUGUUUGCUCCCACUGCUGAACAGUUACAGUUGUACAAAGAGCUCAUGAACCACCACCACGGGGGACUCUCGCUGAGCCAGCAGAUUGCAGCUACUGGUAACUUCUUAGGCCUCUUGAGGGAUGGGUCCACCUCUAUUACACCAGUCAGUCCUACGCAGUUCCCCACAUUCAAAUGACAUCAGUAAAGAUGUGCACAGUAUCAUUAAAUUCUUGUGACAUUAUGGUGACUGUAGCAUACAGAAUCCCCUGUUAAAUGACCUCUCAUUUCACAGAUAAUUUUUAUUUUGACUGAUAAUGGCAUGGUAUAUCUGUCCAUUAUACCAUUCGUUAUUUUUCUUUGAACCCAUUUAUUUCAGAAGAUAUCUGUCAAUAGUACUUGUACUAUACCCCGAGCAGUUUUUAUUCUUUUGUUUUAGAAGAAUUGACUGUGCUAAAAUUAUAGUUAACAGUUGCCAAAUAUUUUAUAUGUGUGUCUCCAAAAUUGCAGUCACGAGUACUGUGUCUAGUAAGAGGCUUUAAAUCAAGUUUGUAAUAUUGUAAUAUAGUUGAACUUUUAUUCAUGAAGAACUUGUUGAUUGUUCAUUAGUUUCUUCACAAUCAGUAGGUUAUGCUGUAGGAUGUGUACAGUAUUCAGUUUGAUUGAUUGUAGUGUUGAGUGAGCACAUAUAGGGGGAAACAGAGGGAGCUGUAAAAUAGGAAAGCUGAAAAGCUACAUCUCCUAUUUCUUCAUUAAAUGUGUUUCCGAUGAUUUUAUUUGAAGCAUGUGUUUCAAUAAGCAGAAAGUUAUUUUUUUAAGAAGUAAAACUAGAAGAAACUAAUAGUGUGAGGGCAUUACAGGAAAAUAUGUUUGUGUGUUAAAAUUCAAUAUUUUUAUUCUUGGGCAUUUAUUUUUAUUGAUUUGAAUAGUAAUAUUUUAGCUGGAUGCCAAAGAGCAGAUUCGUUUAUCAAUACAUAUUUUGUACAUUCAUUGGAAUUAGCUUUCAUAACUCACUGUAGCACUGAGAUGCGUUACACGAUGUGGAAAUGAUGACACACUGAGUGGUGGCUACAGCAUCGUUACAUUUUAUUUUGAGAGUGGAUACAAAUGAUUAUGAAGUGGCAGCUUGUGGUAUUGAUAUGUACAAACUGUAGCAUGCACUGAUUAUAUAAGGCACAGUAAUUGUCUCUGUGUGAGAAUACCGAAAUGAAGACAGGUAAAACAGUAAUGGUGUAUGUUACUGUUACAUUGGAAGUAUUCAUUUUGUAUCAAAUUCUAGAAAAUCUUGCCAGCAACAGAAGAAAUGCUUGUGAACCUGGUAAUCCCAGAAACUAAAUAUUACAGACUCAAAGUUCUCAUUGAAUAAUAAGUGGUUUGCUUCUCCAAGCACCUUUCCAGUUUCUGUGUAUAUGAUCUCACUAUGUACCUGGAGUUUUUCAACCUAUUUCAUGGCUCAUUGUAAAUAUCGCACUUUCAUAAAUUACACAGAAAAUUCCCAAAUAUCUACAGUGUUCAAAUGUGGCCAUAAAAAUACCUCAAUGUAAUGCACUGAUUUUGUUCUUUUCUUCAAACUUUUUCUUCUGUGUUCAAUUUUUAACCCUUGCAUUUUAUUUUACAUUGGAGAAAGAUCACCUGUGUAUGUGUGUGGUUCAUGUCGUUAUGUAAUUUAUGUACAUAUCAGAUUUUUUGCUUUAUUCUUACUUUAGUAUAUUUUGGCUUGAACUUAUUACAGAGAAAAGAUUUUUAGAUUAAGAAUAUUUAAUUUUUGUUAUGACAUUAUUAAAUUUUCUAUUUAGUUAUUUAGUAAUAUCAAAUUUAUGCUUAUAAUUUUUUUAGUUAUUUUGAGUUAUGAGAAAUAUAAACAAAUUUUGUAAUAAUUUGUUAUAAAAUGGCAUGGACUUUAUCAUGAUAUUGCAUUUCAUUGCAACUUCAGAAAAAAGUGAAUGAUUGUGUGUAGUUGUUAGUCAUUUGCAGUAAUGUGCAAAUGGUUCUUUCUUGUAUAUUAAGAGCCUGUAUGUAAAUACUGAAUCUGAUGCAACUUGCUGUAAUAAUCAGUGUGAAAACUAACCUUUUACACCAUCUUAGGUAUAUCUGGAUAACCUUAUUGCAAAAAUGCAUAUAUGCCAGUGCAAGCACAAACAUAAAUUAUAAUUAUACAUGCUGUAUACUUCUGAAAUUAACCACCAAUGUCGAAACAUCAGGAUACAUUUCUCAAUUUCUGCAUCUGUGGUAGCAUGUAAUUCUACAUGAUGUGUGGCCCAAUUUUUAUGAAUAAUAUGAAACCCCUUACUUUUUAAAUUAAAUGUUUGUACCUGUGUUAAACUACAAUCACGACAUUCAUCAAAGCUGGAUAGGAAAGUUUAUUUUACUUAAACAUUAUUCUGUUUGUAUAACUAAAUUCGAAUAAAUUUGUUAAUUCAGAAUGUAAGUUUCAUGUAUAAAGCUUAAAUUGCCCAUCAGAAAUAACACCAGGGGAUGAAAAGGAACUUGUUUAACAGUUGGCACAAAUUUCUGAGGUGUACAGCUUUUAAAACUGUCCUGAAAUUCUAUAACAGUUUUUUUGGUCUGAAUGUGUUCGUAUCUGUAGUACUUUCAAUCAAAUUUAAGAGAGAUAGUAAAUCCGUUACAUAGCGUAACAUGAAGGUCCAAACAGCAUAUAUCACAGGCUGCUACUGAAAUGUUUCUUGUUUCUUCAGAUGACUUGCAGGAAGUCUUCAAUUUUUCAACUGUUCUCUUAAAAAAUGAGAGAGCACUCAGGGAUUAUAUACGCAAUGAAGACAAAAAUUUUGCCAUAGUUGUUUUGAAGUAAUUUUUUGCUGUGUCUUAGGUUGCCAGAAUGAAUUGCAAGAACUAUACCAUGUAACUUAUUUUCAGUACAGUAUACCAUUAAAUCUUCUGUUGUAUUUUUUGUAGAGGCUGACAUUGGUAUUAUGUCUGUAUGUGAAGUGUAAUAUAAUUGUGAUAUUGUAUUUUGUUAGUGGUUUAGUCCGGCAGCAAUGCAAUGUGAAGUACAUAUUGUGUAUAUUGUUUUACUUUUAUAAUAAAAAUCUUAUCUGCCUAAACUUAUUUGGAA